Molecule: messenger RNA, 7286 nt
Organism: Lepus europaeus (European hare)
Lineage: Eukaryota; Metazoa; Chordata; Mammalia; Lagomorpha; Leporidae
Gene: WIZ
Product: WIZ zinc finger
Exons: 13
Coding region: 137-5872 (1911 amino acids)
Biological process (GO): regulation of transcription by RNA polymerase II
Cellular component (GO): nucleus
Molecular function (GO): RNA polymerase II cis-regulatory region sequence-specific DNA binding; DNA-binding transcription factor activity, RNA polymerase II-specific
Source: RefSeq, a predicted model, not a curated record
CGGUAGCGGCAGCGACGGCCGCACCGAGGAGGGGAGCUCCGAGCCCCGGCGCCCAGCCGGCGGCGCCGCCUCCCUGACCCACAAUGUCCUGCUGAGCCAGCCCCCGCCACUGAGUGGAGCCAGACAGACAGUACUCAUGGAGGGGGCCCUGACAGGUGGUCUGGCCACACCAGAUCGUCCCCGAGGCCCCGAGAGACUGCCAGGCCCAGCGCCGCGGGAGGACAUCGAGGGUGGGGCCGAGGCCACCGAGGGGGAAGGUGGCAUCUUCCGGUCUGCCCGUUACCUACCUGUCACCAAGGAGGGCCCUCGAGACAUUCUGGAUGGCAGAGGUGGCAUUUCUGAUGGGCAGCCCCAUCCUGGCCUCAGCGAAGCCCUCCCCUGUGCUACCUCGGCCACCCAUCGGAUCAGCAGCUGCUGCUGGGAUGGAGGCAGCCUGGACUUCCGGCCGGGCUCUCCGCCACCCCAUCUCCUGGGCCACUUCCCUGAGCCCCCCGAUGGCCAGGGGCCCUGGGAACACCCCCUGGCUCAAGAAGCAGGGGAGGGCAACCCCUCUGAGCAGGGGUUCGAGGACUCGGUCAUCGUGAGAACCCUGAAACCCCAUGCUGAGCUCGAGGGCUCUAGAAGGUUCUUGCACCACCAGGGUGACCCAAAGCUUUUGGAGAAGGCCCACAGGGGCCGCCCCGGGUUUGAAUGGCUCAGAGAUACCGAUGAGCAAAGGGCCCCCAGGGACUCAGAGCUGCAUUUGGACCUGCGCCCCCAGCUCCUCCCACCCCUCCCCUCCUUCAGGAGGGUACUGGUGCCGGUGGAGGACACGCCUAAGAUGAUGGACGUGGCCAUGGUGGGCACCACAGAAGACCUGGAGGACCUCGAUGGGCUGUCCCAGCGGUCCGAAUGGGAACUGCCUGCCUCAGCCUCAGAGGUGGCCACACAGACCUGGACGGUGAACUCAGAGGCAUCCGUGGAGCGGCUACAGCCACUGCUGUCCCCUGUCCGGCCAGGGCCCUACCUGUGUGAGCUACUGGAGGAUGUGGUCGAGGGGGUGGCCAGCAUGGACGAGGGCGAGGACGAGGAUGAAGAGCCCACCGUGUUCCCGUGCAUCGAAUGCAGCAUAUACUUCAAAGAGAAGGAACACCUCCUAGACCACAUGACCCAACACCGCCAGGCCCCGGGCCAGGAGCCUGCCGCCCACGUGGCCCCGCUGGCCUGCGGGGAGUGCGGCUGGGGCUUUGCUGACCCCACGGCCCUGGAGCAGCACCGGCAGCUGCACCAGGCCUCGCGGGAGAAGAUCAUUGAAGAGAUCCAGAAGCUGAAGCAAGUUCCGGGCGAUGAGGGCCGCGAGGCGCGGCUGCAGUGCCCAAAGUGUGUGUUUGGCACCAAUUCUUCCAGGGCCUUCGUGCAGCACGCCAAGCUGCACGUGCGCGAGUCGCCGGGCCAGCCGGCCAAGGAGUCCCUCCCAGGUGGCAGCCGGCCCGCUAGCCCCAGCCUGGACGCCAGCACCCUUGUGUAUCACCCCUACGGAGCCACCCCCGCCUCGGGGCUGAGUGCCUGCGUCGUGUGUGGCUUCCCCGCGCCCAGUGAGAGCCUGCUCAGGGAGCACGUGAGGCUGGCGCACGCCCCUCCCCACUGGGAGGAGGGCAGGGAGGACACCUUUGAGGAGGAAGAGGAGGAGGAGGAGGAGCAGGAGGAACAGGACCCCACCAGCCAGCCAGGCACCAGCCAGGAUGCCUACGCCCGCUUCCCCGAGGUUGCUGUGGAUUACUUUGGCAAAGCUGAGCCAUUCCUAGCCCCCGUGUGGCGGGAGAACCCUGCUGAAUACGACCCUGGCCUGGACUUGCGCCCAGACUGCCCGCAGCUGGGCGUGAGGGAUUUCCCAACGUCAAAGCCACUGGCGCAUGGCUCCAGCCAGAGUCCUUUUGGAAGGCUGGCCUUUCCCUCGCCGCUGGCGUCCACCCCAUACUCCCUACAGCUCGGGAGAAGCAAAAGCCUCUGCCCUCAGAGGCUGGGGGACCAGAGGCGCCCGUGGAGCGAAGAGGAGGAAGAAGAGGAAGAGGAGGAAGAGGAGGAGGAGGCUGCAGCGCUGACCUCAGAAAUGGAUUGUUCCCCCCAAAAUGGGCUCUGUCCAGCCCCAGCCACCCCCAGCCUCCUCCCGCAGCCAGCCCUGGAGCUGAAGCGGACUUUCCAAGAUGCGCUGCGCACAGCCGAGGCGUCGCGUGCGCAGCAGCAACAGCUCCGAGGGAUGGUACCCAUCGUCCUGGUGGCAAGGCUGGGGCCGCAGGUGAUGGCGGCAGCGGCGGCCCGGGCGCCCCCCAGGCUGCCGCCGGAGGAGCUGGGCCUGGCGGGCGCCCACCCCUUGGACUUCCUGCUCUUGGACGCGCCACUGGGUGACCCCCUGGAGCUGGACACGCUCUUGGAGGGAGACCCGGCCGCGGCACUGAAGCCGGAAGAGCGGAAAUGCCCCUACUGCCCCGACCGUUUCCACAAUGGCAUCGGCUUGGCCAACCACGUGCGGGGCCACCUGAACCGCGUGGGCGUCAGCUACAACGUGCGGCAUUUCAUCUCCGCCGAGGAGGUGAAAGCCAUCGAGCGCAGGUUCUCCUUCCAGAAGAAAAAGAAAAAAGUGGCGAACUUCGAUCCAGGCACCUUCAGCCUGAUGCGCUGUGACUUCUGUGGGGCCGGCUUCGACACGCGUGCUGGCCUCUCCAGCCACGCCCGGGCGCACCUGCGCGACUUUGGCAUCACCAAUUGGGAGCUCACCGUCUCGCCCAUCAACAUCUUGCAGGAGCUGCUGGCCACCUCAGCCGCUGAGCUGCCCCCCAGCCCCCUGGGCCGGGAGCCUGGCGGGCCCCCAGGCAGCUUCCUGUCCUCUCGUAGACCCCGAUUCCCUCUCACGGUGCCCUUCCCGCCCACCUGGGCCGAGGACCCUGGGCCGGCCUACGGAGAUGGCCUGGGUUCUGAGGAAAACGCCAUGGUGGCCGUGGACUUGGGGUCCCCCCCACUCCCUAAGAAGAGCCUGCCUGUCACUGGGGCCUUGGAACAGGUGGCCAGUCGGCUGAGCAGCAAAGUGGCUGCAGAGGCUUCUCACGGCAGCAAGCAGGAGCUGCCAGACCUCAAGGCUCAGAGCCUGACCACUUGCGAGGUCUGCGGCGCCUGCUUCGAGACCCGCAAGGGCCUGUCCAGCCACGCGCGCUCGCACCUGCGGCAGCUGGGGGUGGCGGAGUCUGAGAGCAGCGGUGCCCCCAUCGACCUCCUCUACGAGCUUGUGAAGCAGAAGGGUCUGCCUGACGCCCCCCUUGGGCUGCCCCCAAGCCUGGCUAAGAAGUCCAGCUCACCAAAGGAGGUGGUCUCCGGGGGCCCCCGGCCCGGCCUGCUCACCCUGGCCAAGCCUCUGGAUGCCCCUGCCAUCCACAAAGCCGUCAAGUCACCUCCUGGCUUCUCAGCCAAGGGCCUGGCUCAUCCACCCGGCUCUCCGCUCCUCAAGAAGGCGCCGCUGGCCCUGGUGGGCUCCCCUACCCCCAAGAAUCCUGAGGACAAGAGCCCCCAGCUGUCCCUGAGCCCCCGGCCGGCCUCCCCAAAGGCGCAGUGGCCCCAGUCCGAUGACGAAGGGCCCCUGAACCUCACUUUAGAUAGUGACGGGGGCAGAGAGCUGGACUGCCAGCUGUGCGGUGCCUGGUUUGAGACCCGCAAGGGCCUGUCCAGCCACGCCCGUGCCCACCUGCGCCACCUGGGCGUCAGCGAUCCGGACGCCAAGGGAUCCCCCAUAGACGUGCUCCACGGGCUCAUCAGGAGGGACGGCGUCCGGCUCCGCCUCCCACUCGGGCACGGUGCCCCAGGCCAGCUGGGGCAGCCGCCUCCCACCUCUUCGGCCCUCUCCUUGCUCCCCUCCCUACCGCCGGCCAAGAAGGCCAAGCUGAAGGCCGUGGGUAUGGCCAGCCCCUGGGGGAAGCAGGACCUCUCGGCCGCCACAGCCGCCGGCAUUUUCUGGGCCUCUGAUGUGGAGCCGUCUCUUCUCAACCUCUCCUCCGGCCCUGAGCCAGCGCGGGACAUCCGCUGCGAGUUCUGCGGUGAGUUCUUUGAGAACCGCAAGGGCCUGUCCAGCCACGCGCGCUCCCACCUGCGGCAGAUGGGCGUGACCGAGUGGUACGUCAAUGGCUCGCCCAUCGACACGCUGCGGGAGAUCCUGAAGAGACGGACCCAGUCCCGGCCUGGCGGACCCCCCAACCCGCCGGGGCCCAGCCCGAAAGCCUUGGCCAAGGUGGUGGGCAGCGGAGGUCCUGGCAGUUCUCUGGAAGCCCGCAGCCCCUCGGACCUUCACCUCUCGCCCCUGGCCAAGAAGUUGCCACCGCCACCAGGCAGCCCUCUGGGCCACUCACCAACUGCCUCUCCUCCUCCCACGGCCCGGAAGAUGUUCCCAGGCCUGGCCACACCCUCCCUGCCCAAGAAGCUGAAGCCUGAACAAAUGCGGGUGGAGAUCAAGCGGGAGAUGCUGCCAGGGACCCUUCAUGGGGAGCCGCACCCCUCUGAGAGUCCCUGGGGGGCACCGCGGGAAGACCUGACACCCCUGAACCUGUCGUCCCGGGCCGAGCCGGCGCGCGACAUCCGCUGCGAGUUCUGCGGUGAGUUCUUCGAGAACCGUAAGGGCCUGUCGAGCCACGCGCGCUCCCACCUGCGGCAGAUGGGCGUGACCGAGUGGUCUGUGAACGGCUCGCCCAUCGACACGCUGCGGGAGAUCCUGAAGAAGAAGUCCAAGCCGUGCCUCAUCAAGAAGGAGCCGCCAGCCGGAGACCUGGCCCCUGCCUUGGUCGAGGAUGGGGCCCCCACGGCAGCCCCGGGCAGCCUGCAGUCCCCAUUGCCGCUGUCGCCCCUGGCUGGCCGGCCAGGCAAACCAGGAGCUGGGCCAGCUCAGAUUCCCCGUGAGCUCAGCCUGACACCCAUCACUGGGGCCAAGCCCUCAGCUACCAGCUACCUGGGCUCAGUGGCAGCCAAGCGGCCGCUGCAGGAGGACCGCCUCCUCCCCGCAGAGGUCAAGGCCAAGACCUACAUCCAGACUGAACUGCCCUUCAAGGCAAAGACCCUCCACGAGAAGGCCUCCCACUCCUCCACCGAGGCCUGCUGCGAGCUGUGUGGCCUUUACUUUGAAAACCGCAAAGCCCUGGCCAGCCAUGCGCGGGCGCACCUGCGGCAGUUCGGGGUGACGGAAUGGUGCGUGAACGGCUCGCCCAUUGAGACGCUGAGCGAGUGGAUCAAGCACCGGCCGCAGAAGGUGGGCGCCUACCGCAGCUACAUCCAGGGCGGCCGUCCCUUCACCAAGAAGUUCCGCAGUGCCGGCCACGGCCGCGACAGCGACCAGCGGCCGCCCCUGGGGCUGGCCCCCGGGGGCCUGGCCGUGGUCAGCCGCGGCGUCGGCGGGGAGCCGGGGCCCGAGGCCAGCCGGGCGGCCGACAGUGGCGAGCGGCCUCUGGCAGCCGGCCCGCCGGGCACCGUGAAAGCCGAGGAACGCCAGCGGCAGAACAUCAGUAAGUUUGAGCGCCGACAAGCCCGGCCUCCAGAUGCCUCGGCCGCCCGAGGGGGCGAGGAGGCCCAUGACCGGCCACCGAAGUUAGAGGAGGCGCGGCAGCCCCCGCCCCGCGUGCGGCCGGUCCCCUCCCUGGUGCCUCGGCCCCCCCAGACAUCACUCGUCAAGUUCGUCGGCAACAUCUACACCCUCAAGUGCAGGUUCUGUGAAGUGGAAUUCCAGGGCCCUCUCUCCAUCCAGGAAGAGUGGGUGCGGCACUUACAGCGGCACAUCCUGGAGAUGAAUUUCUCCAAAGCGGACCCCCCGUCUGAGGAGCCUCAGGCUCUGCAGGCACAGACAGCGGCGGCACAGGCGCCCUAACACAGAAGCAUUCCAGAGCCCGUCUUGUGCCACCUCUGUCUGCUCUCCCUCCUCCGUGUCCUCUUCCCUAUCCUUCCUCUUUCUUUUCCGUUUCCAAAGGAGCAAGCCAAAACCUCAAACCGGUGCCCCUCGGGGGCCGGGCACACUACAGCCAGGGCACCGGGAGCCAGCCAGCCAGCCAGCCAGCCGCCCUUCCCCCAAGCCUGAGGACUCUGGGGCCACAGGGUGUUGUCCUCCAGCCCACGCCCACCUGGCCCAGCAGGGGCAGCAGCCAGGUCUGGCAGGCAGGCAGGGCUGUGCCUGCCACCCGUGGCCCUUUGCAAAGACCCCAAAGACCCCUGUUUCUGGUUCCCUCUUGGCCCCCCUGAAUAUCCUCUCACCCACACGCACAUGGCAAACCCACACGCACACGCACCUCGUGAGACCUGGGACCUGCCCCAGCCCCCCAGUUCCCGAGUUGAACGACCACAUCAUGCCACGGUGCUUGCUCAGGGGAAGCCACGCUCCCUCUGUGGCCCACCGGGGCCUGGGAGCCCCCGCUGAGCCCACGAUGCCACGGAAAUCCUUGUUGGCUGCCCCCUGAGAGGGGCCCUCCCAGCUGGGGAGAGCUCAGAGCUGACAGCUGCCUCCUGCCCUUGAGGACUCCGGGGCGCCCAGGAGGGUGGGGUGGGGGGUGGGAACUUCCUCCCCUCCUCCUGCCCCCCCUUUCCCCCUUUUCACUGUUGCUUUCUAUGUAUAGCUCCCUAGACCUCUCACUUUUUUAAAAACGCGUUUUGUGUAGAGAAUAAGGAACGUGGAUCUUUUUAUUUUGCAAUCCCGGGCCAACUAGAAACUGGGAGCUGAUUGACCUUUUAACUUUUUCCAGUGGCCACAUUUUGGUUAUCGAUGUACCUAGAAGUAUGUAAAUUAGAUUAAAUUUCUCUUCUGGAAACGCCCUGGGGGCAGGCGGCCAGCGUGUGUUUUUCUGUCGAGUGGACAGCUGGCACUGGCUGGCGGUCGGGGCUGGGGACGGAGGCUGCCUCUUCCACCCGGAGAGCCUUGGGUUUCCCCCGUUGGCCGCCAAAGCUGACCAAACACAGCUGGGGAGGUGCCCUGGCUGGUGGGCAGCUCUGGCUAGGUGGCCAAAGUCUGGCUGCCAGGCUGGGACAGGAGCCAGGAGGGAGAGUCUGGAGAGGCUAGAGGGGCUUCCCUGGCAGGGUGUGAGGGACCCGCGGCAACAGUGGGAGGGAGAAGGGCGCAGCUGCUGGGAGUGUGGGAGCCCAGUGGGGGAGGGGAGCUGGCACUCCCAGGACAUAUGACUGCCAUGGAGACACGUGCACCCUGACCCCGAGUGACAUGAAGGGGUUGGGGGGCAGGGAAGGAGGAGCCAUCGAGUCCUCUGCUGUGGUGUUUAUUUGCUCGCUCUGCAAAGGUU